CGCCAAGUGGAUCGCAUUCUCAUUGGCGAACAACGAGUCGAUUCCCAACGCUUCUACAACUGCACCAGUUACACUUUCUGCACUUGAAUUAUAUGUAAACAUAUUUAAAGAAAAGGAGGGAAAAUCUAGAAAUGAUUAAUAUAUAUGUGAUGUGCCUAAUAAAAAAAAUUUCAAGUAAAUUAUGUAAUUUAGCAAGUGCAAUUAGCAAGAGAUAAAUAAUAUAAAUAUCUUGUAAAUUUGAUGGCGCCACUUCUGUUUUAUAGGUUGUUUGUCAUAUGUUGUUUGCUGACUGACGGGUGAAAGCUUUUGAUACAAAGUGGAUAAUUAGCAUUGGUGUCUUUAAUAGCACAAAAAUAACAUACAAUAAUAAUAGAAAAUGACACAGUGUACAGAAUUAAUUGAAGACUUCGAUAGUAGUUUCGCAAAAAUGGCAGCAAACAUUAUGAAAUAUUAUGUCGAUGAGAAAGAAAAAGAAAAAAUGUUGAAAGAGUUGAGGGAUGCUAUGAUACAGAAUUGUCUUAUGACAGAAAAAAUAAAAGCUGCGAAUGAGAUUAAAGAUCAACUGCCAUGUACGGAUGAGGUAGAAAGCAGCCAAAAUGUAGGAAAGAUUAGAGAUAAAUAUAAAACAGCAAUGUCCAAAAUCGAAGUCAACCCAUUGGAAGACCAAAGGCUAUUGGCAUAUGACCGCCAAGUGGAAGAUUUAUUGCGAGUAAACCAGAGCACACAGAACAAUGAGUUGGAUGACUCAAACAUGGAUUUGCGACUCACAGGCACUGACAUUAAUGUCAUUGAUCCGAUUUCGAAGAUGAGAAUGACUGAUCCUGUGAGAAAUACAGUCUGUGGUCACGUAUAUGACAAGGAAAGCCUCACCGCAGUGUUACAGAUGAACAAAAAGACUAGGUGUCCUGUGGUGGGUUGCGGCAAUACAGAAUACAUAGUGCUGAGUCAAUGUCGUCCCGAUGUCGUGACCAAAACAUAUUUAGAGAAAAAUCCCGCUUAAAC
Messenger RNA from Odontomachus brunneus, 1002 nucleotides. Its product is annotated as E3 SUMO-protein ligase NSE2-like. Lineage: Eukaryota; Metazoa; Arthropoda; Insecta; Hymenoptera; Formicidae. Gene Ontology annotation, biological process: double-strand break repair via homologous recombination; protein sumoylation. Bases 377 to 1000 code for a protein of 207 amino acids. Gene Ontology annotation, molecular function: SUMO ligase activity; zinc ion binding. Gene Ontology annotation, cellular component: nucleus; Smc5-Smc6 complex. The record is from RefSeq and is a predicted model, not a curated record. The transcript is spliced from 5 exons.